AUGAGGUGCCGCUUUCUGCUGCUCCUGUGUACCACCUCGGUACUGUGGUCCGUGGCGUCCACACAAUUAGUAUUAGGAAAACCUCCGAUCUUUCAAGAUGGUGGCUCUGUCGAACAGAAAGUUGCUGUUGAAGGCGAGAUUAUACGAUUGAAAUGUGACGAUGCCGAGCUCGCGGAGCAAUACGAAUGGAGAGUCAAUGAUGCGUCUGGCGAGUUGAUUGCCACAUCACGAUUCGCAGAAGUGACGGUUUCACGAGCGAACGACCAUCAAAAGUAUCGAUGCGUAGCGAGGAACACUGUUGGUGCCGCUAUUUCUCCACCAUCUAUGGUUCGAUCCAAGUAUCUGGAUGAUUUCGAUUCGUCAGAUGAAUCUGUUCAAUAUGAAGUCACAACAGGAAUCGGCCGUUACUUUGUUCUUCGGACUCCACGUCUCAUCUCAUCUCGAAAUCUGGAUAUAUCGUAUUCAUGGAUUAAAGAUGAUUCUAAUCAAGUCACUCCGGACGGAACGCACUUUGUGACCGCAAAUGGGGAUCUUGUAGUGACCGGUGUGAAACGAGAGGAUUUUGGCACAUAUAAAUUGAUGGCGAGCAGUGAUGAUCUGCAAGAAAUCGUCUCCAAGGAAUAUGUUGUCAAGGAUAAUGGAAUGACGCCCUCACUCCAAAACAUCUUCUCAAUUAUCUACUUUUCACCGGAACGGACCAUCAUAGAAUCUUCUCUGCCACACGACGAAGUAUUCGAUUGUGUUACUUCAUUCGGUAUCCAAGAUGAUGUUAAGAUUCGUUGGUUUCUGAAUGGACAACCAAUCAGUGGCUCGGAAGUCGGAAUUACAACAACAAUGAACAAUCGAAGACUUGUUAUCUCGAAUCCAUCUGGAUUCACACGUGGAGAACACAAACUAGAAUGUCGAGCUGAAGCAGCAAUGGGAAGGACUUCCGAUCAGAAUUCAACAUAUCUGACAUUUAUCAGUCGUCCAGUACUCAAAGAUCUACCGAAUGAAGUUCAGAAAUCAGUUGGAUCCAGUCUGAGUCUAAAGUGUGCUGUGAAGAAGAAGAGUUCAUUGGAUAUCAAGUGGUACAAGAACGGAUUAAUGAUGAAUACGCAACGAGGAAAACUGGCAAUCGACCGAAUCAAACAAGAAGAUUUUGGGUUGUAUCAAUGCGAAGCGAGUAACGAAGCAGGUGCCGAUAUGAGUAGUGUAUGGGUCAAAGAAGGUGAUGGGAAUGAUACGGUUGCUGUAUCGAUGUCAGAAGAUGGACGUUCUCUUGAGGAAGAAAUCAGUAUGGAGACACCGCCACCAAGGAAACUGAAAUUUUUCGAUAGUUCGAAAAGCCAAGAACAACUAUUCCCAUUCACAUCAGAUAUUGAGCCAUUACAAAAAUUGACAAAGACUCCUAAGGAUGUGACUGUACCUUCUGGAACUGAUAAGAUCACAUUGGAAUGUACUGCUGCUGGAACUCCAACUCCACACGUCAUCUGGCUUCUAAAUGGACAUGAAAUUCAGACAGAUAGUGUGAAGUAUGAUCUAUUUGCCGGUGGACUCACUAUUCAUGACGUUCGGAAAUCAGAUGAAGGAGAAUAUACUUGUGAAAUUAGUGGAAGUGAUGUGAAGUCGUCUGCAAAUGUACAAGUGAGCGGUGAUUCGUUGAUUGAAUACGGACCAGCUGAUCAGAAGAGUUUGAUUGGAACAAAUGUUGAAUUCUCAUGCGAAGUUGCGAAGGAAUAUACAAGAAAAGCAACUGUCGAAUGGUAUUUGAAUGAUGCAUUGCUGCCGGUCAACGGAAAUUCGGGUCUGAGAAUCUCUAGAAAUCGUAAGGGAAGUCUUAUCAUUCGUCAAGUUGGUCCAGAUAACACUGGAGAGUAUAGAUGUCGAGUAACAGUUGAUGGACGUGAAGAAAAUGCCAGCGCAAUGCUUCAAAUCAUCGAAAAACCUGCAAUGCCUGAACGUGUUCGUGCUGAGCUUCACAACGAGACGAUGCCAGCGAAAGUACGAGUUCGAUGGAAUGAAGGGUUCGAUGGAAACGAACCAAUCAUCAAGCAUGCUAUCGAAAUUCGAACAAUGGGACCAACUGGGUUAUGGAGUGAUUGGACAACAGCCAUAGAUAAUAUUCCAAAAGAUGAUGGAAAACCGUGUUGUUGGGCGGAUAUAGAAGAUUUGAGACCAUCUUCUACUGCUGAAUUCCGAGUUGUUGCUUCUAAUAAGCAUGGUCCAGGAAAACCAUCAUUACCAUCAUCAAGUGUUACAAUGCCGCAACAACCACCAUCUGCCGCACCGAGAAAUGUUGCGGCUUCUGCAAGAUCUCCUCAUAGUGUAAUGGUUCAAUGGCAACAGCCAAAAGAGGAGAUGGAUAGUGGAGAUGUUCUCGGAUACGUAGUACGAUACAGGUUAGCUGGAUACAGUUCUUUGACGUGGAAUGAGAAGAAUCUGACGACAAAAGAUGCACGAAAUACAUUGGUUGAUGAGUUAAUUACAUGGAGAGAAUAUGAGAUUCAAGUGGCCGCUUAUAACAAGAGAGGACUCGGAGUCUUCAGUGAAAGUAUAGAAGUAACAACGGCAGAAGGAAGACCAACACAAGCUCCCAAGAACGUACGAGUGAAAGUACUCAACUCAACAGCAGUUGCAGUUGAAUUCACUGCACCAGAACAACAAAGAAUACCUGGAGUGAAUCUUGGAUAUAAAGUUCAGUUCUGGAAAGGAGAACCAGAGAAAGGAGAACUUCACAAGCAAGUUAUUCUUGAUCCGGAUAGACGCCAACUCAGCACAGUUGUGAAUGAACUGGAGAAAUUCGGGCAUUACAAUCUAACCGUUCUUUGUUUCACUACUCCUGGAGAUGGUCCAAAAAGUAAUAUUAUGAAAGUUGUUACGGAAGAGGAUACUCCAGAAGUUGUCGAUGAAUUGAGUAUUGCUGAAGUAAUGUAUAACGGAGCAGUUCUCACAUGGAAUCCUCCAUUGAAACAGAACGGAGUGGUUACCAAAUACACUAUUCGUCACUGGGCAUCAAGUUCUCCAGAUGUCAAAACGAAACACGAAGUUGAUGGAGCAACCACUAAUUUCACAAUUGAUGGUCUCCAGCCGUCCACUAGAUACGGCGUUGAUGUGAUGGCUUCGACGAAGAAAGGAGAUGGACCAGUUGAAGAAACAAAGUUUGAAAGUGGAGUACCUCCUGAGUUACCUGGAAGGCCAUCAAUGCUUUCAAUUGGUGAUAUCUCUGCAACAACAGUUCAACUUCAUUUCACUCCUGGAUUCGAUGGACAUACUGCUAUUCGUCAGUGGAUAGUUGAAGGGAAAAUGGCUGACUCGAGUGUUUUUGCACAUAUUUUCAAUGUCAGUUCUCCAAAAGCUAGAUCUAUCAUUGUGACUGGACUUCGGCCGUUUACUCAAUAUCAGUUGAGACUGAUUGCUGAAAAUGUGAAAGGACGAGGAGCACCAUCAGAGCCAUCGAGAACUUUUGAAACACUUCAAACAAAUCCAGAAACUCCAAGUCAACGUCUGUUCGCUGAGCCAGUGUCUGCAACUUCUAUUUCUGUAUCAUGGACACCACUUCUUGCUACACAUUGGAAUGGUCAACCGAAAGGAUAUCUGAUUGUUUACAGAGAAAUCGAUGAAGAGAAUUGGAAAGAAGUUCGAACACCUGCUCUUCGUUCCAGUGAGCACACAGUCACAGAUCUUCGUCCUUUCACGACAUAUGAAGUUAACGUCUUCUCCGAAAAUGUCUUCGGAAGAAGUCUUCCUACAGAUGCAGUCAAGGCGAGAACAUACGAGAGUGUUCCUUCAGGAUCACCAAGAAAUAUCGUGGUAACUGCCGAAGGAUCAAAAUCUGCAAUCGUGAAAUGGGAUCCUGUUGCUGAAUUAUCAACUAAUGGAGAUGUAAUUGGAUAUAAGAUACGAGUUGUGCCAGAAAGAGAUUCUCUGAUGGCUGACGAAACUAAAGAAAUUGAUGUCCCAGGACAAGCAACGCUCAUGACAAAAUUAUCGAAUCUCCGCCCAUUCACCAGUUAUCACGUCUUCAUGUCUGCGUACACGAUUGUUGGAAAUGGACCGGAAAACUCUACUCCAGUCUUAUUCGAGACUAUGGAAGACGUUCCGGCUCCCCCAGAAUCAUUCCAAUGUUCAUAUAUCAGUGAGCAAGAAGUUAGAAUGAAAUGGCUUCCUCCUGGAUCUCCAAAUGGAAAGAUUUCGAACUACAUCAUUUCGUAUUGGAAAUCCCACGAACCGAGAUCAAUGGCUAUCGAUUCUACACUUGUUGGGAAUUUAUUGAUGUUCGCAGCGAUGAGUUUGAAUCCGAAUACGCAGUAUACUUUUGCUAUCAAAGCAAGAAAUGUCAAAGGAGAAAGUGAAGAGGCACUUGCUGACGUCAUGACAUCAUCAGUACGACUUCCGGUUCGAAAUGCUCCUUCGCCUGUUCGGGAUACUCAAUCACAACAUCUUGCCUCGGAAAUCACAAUCAGAUGGGAUGAAUCACUUCCAAGGAAAUUAACAGAAGACGCAGAGAGUCCAGUGCGUGCAGUUCAAGUAUCCUAUCAGAAAACGAAUGAAGACGAAUGGGUUACUUUGGAAAAGAAGUUCGACUACUCGAAACGACGUGCUGUUAUAAAACAUUUGUCACCGAACUCAAUGUUCCGAUUCCGAAUUCGUUUCAUCGGAGACUUCCUUGAAUCCUCCUGGUCGCCAGAAUCCGAAUGGAUGAGAACUCUUCCAUCAGCUCCGUUUGCUCAACCAAUCUCUUUGAAAGCCACUCCAUAUGAUCGGAAUAGUGUUCAAUUAGAAUGGGUAGUCCCUCAUAAAUCAACAUGGAAUAGUGCUGCAAUCGGAUACCGAAUUCAUUAUCGAGAGUAUCCAUCGAACGAAACUUGGCAAAUGGAAGAAAUCCCAGUGCACGAUCCACAUGAGGAAAAAGAAGAGAAGGUGUUGGCGAAACUAGAUAGUUUCCGACAUUAUAUUCUUCGGAUGCGAUUGUUCAACUCAGAAGGCGAAGGACCGUUUUCAGCCCCUGUCUUUGUGUAUGUAGGAUAUUCAAUUCCAAAACGAAACCUUACAAAUAUCAUCACUGAACCAUUAUCUUCAUCUUCGAUUCGUGUGAAAUGGGAUGCUUGGCCAAAGGAGGACAGUGGAACAAUCACUUCUUUCAAAGUACGAUAUGUUCCAGUCGCUUCUGUCCUAUCGUCUGUCAGUAGUGAGGAAGAAGUGAUGAUUGUCGAUACGAAUGAAUGCACAUUAAACGACCUGCGUAAAUUCACCGAAUAUCAAAUAUCUGUUUCUCCAUAUAAUCGUGCCGGUGAAGGAAAAAUGUCACAAGUUCGUGAAAAGACGUUGGAAGACAAACCAGGACCAGUUGGAACUCUCCGAUUUAGUGAUGUUCUUAUGGAUUCUGUCAAAGUUUCUUGGGAUGAACCAGCUCAACCGAAUGGUAUUGUUACUGGUUACAUUGUCAAUUACAAGGGAUAUCGAAUGCAAGAAGAAUUCAAAAAUGAAGAUCAACAAAGAGCCUCACGGAACUAUUUUGAUACUCAUGGGCUUGCUGAAGGCGUCACCUACUUCUUUAGUGUGUGGGCUGAAACAUCUGCUGGUAAAGGAGAACAGCGAUCAGCGAAUGUAACUAUCGGACCAAGUAAAGAAGGACCACCGCCUCCAAGCAAACCGCAAAUUACAUCAGGUCAAAGUUAUGUGACUUUGAGUUGGAAUGAUGUUGCAAAUUCUGAUGAAAUCGUCGGGCAUCUUCUACAAGCGAAACGUGUUUCAGUUGCAGAAGAAACUGAACAUGGAUAUGUAUCCCAACGUCCACGGAGAAACGAAAUCAAAGGUGCCAAAAGCGCUGCUCAAACUGCCGCUGCUUCAACCUCUAAUCGUCCGACUCAUCCCAUCGGAGAAUGGAUUACAUUACGACCAACUGACGGCAAGAGUGAAAAGGAACAAGUAUCUUAUAGAGAACUUCAACCAUCAAGUUUCUAUGUUUUCCGUGUAUUUACACGAAAUGUUAGAGGAAUCGGAAUGGCCAGUCCAGAAACAGAACAGUUGUUUGUACCCGAAUCCAUUCCGGAUGAUCCAUUCUACACAACAUGGUGGUUCAUGGCUCUGGUUGCAAUGGCUGCUUUCGUGUUGAUUGUGAUUAUAGUUGCAAUUUUAUGUGUCACUGGAAGUUCAGCGAAAUAUCGUCGGGAAAAGCGAUCUAGAUCGAUCGAUAGUCUUCAAUUGGCAGAUGGAAACUUCGCAUCAUUCCAAUUGAAGGGAACAUCUGCUGCUAAUAUGACCAGAAGUCGUGAACUUCCAACUCGACCUGGCACUACGCAAUCAUGGCUUUCUGAUCAAUCUCGAGAACCGCCGGCAUAUGGAAGCGUUCACGGAGAUGGACGUAACAGUGCCGGAGUCAUGAAUAUGUAUGGACUGGCUACUGAUGUUAUCCCUCCACUUCCGAACUCUGGACCGCCACAUACGAAUAUGGAAGCAAUGCAGAAACUUAGUGCUCUUGUUGGAAGAGAUAUCCGAAGUCAGAAUACAGCAUAUGUCACUCCAUCGACUAGGGGAUCUGAUAAUGGUCGGAAUGAAUAUAUGCCAACAAGAUCAGACCUGUACGCAACAAGAUCAGAUUACGGUCGUGUUGAGUACAGGGGGCAUAUUCCAUCGUCAUCAGGUGGCUCACAACCACAAGGAAGUCCACAGCAACCGCCAGAGGCGUAUGACUCAUUUGACGAAGAGGAAGACGUGGAUGAUGAUACUGUGAUUCGUGGAGAUCGAACGAUGACAGAUGGAGCUGAUGACAUAGCAAGGCACUAUGGAUCAACUGAUCAAUACAGAGAUACUUGGAGGAAGGUUCGAGAUACUGAUAUGGUCAGAGCACCAAUUCUAAUCGGUCAACCAAGUAGUGCAGCUGGUCGAUCUUCAACAACCGACAGCACAAGUGAAGGUCCUUGGGCAAAUCCCUCGAAUCCCAGUUUGACAGCCGGGUUCUCCAGUUUCGUCUAG
Messenger RNA from Caenorhabditis remanei, 6957 nucleotides. RefSeq lists its product as uncharacterized. The record is from RefSeq and is a predicted model, not a curated record. Lineage: Eukaryota; Metazoa; Nematoda; Chromadorea; Rhabditida; Rhabditidae. Bases 1 to 6957 code for a protein of 2318 amino acids. The transcript has 12 exons. Gene Ontology annotation, biological process: cell-cell adhesion. Gene Ontology annotation, molecular function: protein binding.